AUGCUAUCUCUCACCACUUUCCUCGGCAUUUUACAUCUCUUCAUUUCCACCAUCUCUGCGACAGCCCUCACCUACAAGAUCGGAGCGAAUGAGAAAGCCUGCUUCUUCUCCUCUGUCGACAAGCCUGAUUCAAAGAUUGCAUUCUACUUUGCAGUACAAUCCGGAGGCUCGUUCGACAUUGACUAUACAGUGACCAACCCUCAAGGCCGAGAUGUUCUAGCAGGCCAGAAGGAGAGGCAGGGUGACUAUGUGUUCACCGCCAAAGAGACUGGCGAGUACAAAUUCUGUUUUUCAAACGAAAUGAGUUCUUUCGCGGAAAAGAUGGUAGAUUUUGAGAUAUCGGUCGAAGACGAAGUAAAACACGCACAAAUCCCCACGAAAAGUGGCGCAGACAACGCAAAAACGCAAGAGCUGGAAGACUCAAUCUUCAAGGUUAGUGGCCAACUGAGCACGAUCAGCAGGAUGCAGAAAUACUUUAGAACAAGAGAAAACAGAAAUUUCAGUACUGUGAAGAGCACUGAGCAGAGGAUAUUCAAUUUCUCGUUGAUAGAGGUUUUGAUGAUGGUGGCUAUGGCUGCGCUACAGGUCUUUGUCGUCAGGUUCUUCUUCCAAGGUGCCAGGAAAGGUUACGUCUAG
Molecule: messenger RNA, 636 nt
Organism: Lithohypha guttulata
Lineage: Eukaryota; Fungi; Ascomycota; Eurotiomycetes; Chaetothyriales; Trichomeriaceae
Exons: 4
Coding region: 1-636 (211 amino acids)
Biological process (GO): Golgi organization; intracellular protein transport; endoplasmic reticulum to Golgi vesicle-mediated transport
Cellular component (GO): COPII-coated ER to Golgi transport vesicle; endoplasmic reticulum-Golgi intermediate compartment; Golgi apparatus
Source: RefSeq, a predicted model, not a curated record